Meloidogyne enterolobii is the source of this 565-nucleotide messenger RNA. NCBI's taxonomy places the organism in Eukaryota, Metazoa, Nematoda, Chromadorea, Rhabditida, Meloidogynidae. The record is from the annotation of a GenBank genome assembly.
GAAAAUGUCUUCAAAGUGUUUUGUGACUGUUGGAAGUACUCAAUUCGAAAAAUUAAUUUUUACUAUUUUAAAUGAGGAUUUUUUACAAAAUUUCUUAAAAAUUGGAAUUGACAAAUUAAUUAUACAAAAUGGAAAUGGGAAAAUACCUGAAUGUUUAAAUUGUUUUAAAAAAGAAGGAGAAGAAGAAAUUUGGGAAGGAAAAAUUAAUGGAAUUGAGAUUGAACUUUUUCGUUACAAGGAUUCAAUUUGUAGUGAAAUGGAAGAUGCCACUUUAAUAAUUGGACAUGCCGGUGCCGGUACUUGUUUGGAAGUUUUAGAAUUAGAAAAGCCUUUUAUUGCGAUAAUUAACAACAAUUUAAUGAAUAAUCACCAAUUAGAAUUAGCUAAACAAUUGGAAAAAGAAGGGUAUUUAAUUUGUACAAUUCCUGAAAAUUUGGAAAAAAUUUUAUUUUUUGAAGAAGAAAAUAAUUUAUUUGAAUUAAAUAAAUUCCCAAAAUUUGAUAAAAAUAUUUUUUGUAAUUUUUUAAAAGAAUUUUUAAUAACAAAAAAAUGUGUGAAUGAAUAA